CUCUUCAUAUCCUAUCAGUGACCACGUUUCUUUCGCUGUCGGGCUCUUCCUCCGAUUCGUACGCUCGGGAUAAUCAAACGGACGAGCAACAGGCUAGCGAGACAAGAUGAUGCUGGUGCCACUGGCCGUGGUGCUGUUCGCGGCGUUCGCCCUCGCAGAGCCCGCCAUCAACGAAAUUCGGCCACAAAGCAACAGACCAGGAAGAUUCCUCUCGCUGCCAAUCCCGCAAAAAUGCGCGAACCGGCCGAAGGAGUUUAAUUACAGAGGCCACAACUAUUUCUACAGCGGUCACAUUCCCGCUCACGCUAACCAGAGGGUGGACUGGUUGGAUGCCAGAAACAUUUGCAGGGAAUACUGCAUGGAUCUUGUGUCGAUUGAGACACAGGAUGAGAAUAACUUAAUCUACAGACUUAUUCAGCAGAACGAUGUUCCCUAUAUUUGGACGUCCGGACGUAUCUGCGACUUCAAGGGCUGCGAAAACCGCCGUGACCUCGAGCCAAAGUCGCUCUAUGGCUGGUUCUGGUCCGCGAACCGGAAGAAGAUGGCGCCCACACACCAAAUCCCGGAUGGCUGGAACUUCAACCCGUGGUCCCAGACCGGACACAAGAAGGUUAGGCAACCGGACAACGCGGAGUUCGAUAUUAAUGGUACCAACGAGUCCUGCAUGUCCGUUCUGAACAACGUCUACAAGGAUGGCAUCAGCUGGCACGACGUGGCUUGCUAUCACCAGAAACCUUUCGUCUGCGAGGACUCCGAGGAGCUUUUGAACUACAUAGCCAGCACCAACCCAAGCCUCCGCCUUUAAAAACCAAGUUCUGAGUAAACAAGUUCACGUCAUCAGCACCUGCCCUAUUCGUCUCUGCAAGUUAGGCGAGACAACAGCCAAAAAAAAAGGAAUGGAAACGAGAACCGUUGUCAGAAAUUUCCACUACAAUAAAUAACUAUUUAAGCGCGAAUUGGUUUGCUGUUGUUUUUAACCCUCUGGGACACAUGGUAUUAAAUGGCAACCCUUGAUCCGAAUUUAUUAAUUAUUUCUUAACUGUUUACAUAUUGAUUGCUCGUCCUGCAUUGGUGGGGAAGAGUAAUUGAUAGUUGGUAAGCAUCGAACAGAAGAUGAUUUUGUUAAAUUCUUGAAGAAAUGAAUGAAACUGUGGCUUAGGGGGUUAAGAAUUUGUUAUUCUAUCUGGUUCGUCAGGCUUUUGCUAGUAAGGACUAUGUAAGAUACAAGAAAGUAAUGACACAGACAAUGGAUUAUUCACUGUCUCCCCUAAUUGUAAACAAUACACUAAAUUUUUGUCUCAAACACACAAAGAAUAUUAUGUAUAGUAUGAACGAAUAACAUGUUUACCAAUGUAAUGUUAGAGUAUUUAUUUGUAUUCAAUAACCUGAAAGAAUAAAAACUGGAACGGAAGAUUCAGAUUAGGGAAGAACGUCUCGCCGUUACAUAACAUAUUAUAUGUCCCACAAUUCAGGAUUACUUUCAUAAUGUACCUAUUUCGUUAUUAAAACGUCCAUUAAGGUGUAAACGUAUUUAUUAAUAGAAAUUCGGCUGAUAAUUUGUACACAAUUACGAAUAAACUUUAGGUCAUAAAUAA
Molecule: messenger RNA, 1595 nt
Organism: Megalopta genalis
Lineage: Eukaryota; Metazoa; Arthropoda; Insecta; Hymenoptera; Halictidae
Gene: slf
Product: C-type lectin domain-containing protein slf
Source: RefSeq, a predicted model, not a curated record